Molecule: messenger RNA, 301 nt
Organism: Lymnaea stagnalis (great pond snail)
Lineage: Eukaryota; Metazoa; Mollusca; Gastropoda; Lymnaeidae
Source: the annotation of a GenBank genome assembly
CUGCAUGGAUUCUGCCAACAACGCCACCUACAGAUGCAUCAUUUGCAGUUCAGCAUUUGAGACUUUGGAUGCCCUUCGUGAGCAUGUUAGGAAUGUCUGUAAACCUGGCCUGCAGUCUUCAAGCGUCUACAACAGUAAAAUUAAACAGGACAGGGCUAACUCUGCCAAGGCCGGUGUAGAAACCACGACAGUGUUCCAGUGCUUGCGCUGCUUUGAGCUGUGUGUAAGUGAUGUGGGCAUCAAACAGCACCGACUGACUUGCAAGAGGGUCCCCACUGUCCCAUCUGACUUAAAGAAAGAU